AUGUGUUCUGGUGGAGAAGGGAAACAAUGGAGUUGUGGAAAAGCAGGUGUAGUGAGUUUGCAGAAAGUAGGAUCUUUGGUUCGAGAUUUGAGCGAGCCUUGUCUUUCACAAUCACCCAUUCAGGUUGUUAUAACUAUCGGCAAAAUGCUUAAGCCAGAGAAGUGGCAGGCGUCUUUUGAUAGCGAAGGAAGAGUUUCUGGUUUCCAAAAGGCGCUCAAGUUAAUUAUUUUGGGGGGAAUCGAUCCGUCUAUUAGAGCUGAAGUUUGGGAAUUUCUUCUUGGAUGUUAUGCAUUGAGCAGCACCUCUGAGUACCGUAAGCAACUCAGGAUAGCUCGAAGGAAGCGGUACAAUGAAUUGCUCAAGCAAUGCCAGACGAUGCAUUCAAGUGUGGGAACAGGUUCACUUGCUUAUGUUGUGGGGUCUAAAGUUAUGGAUAUGCGGAAAUCUUAUAGAGAUGAGGUGGUAAAGGUUGCUGCUACAGAUGAAAACAGAGAAGAAGCUUGUAUAGAUGAUAAUAAUAAUGCGAAUACUGAAAAUCAUCACAGUGAUUGGAGUAAUAAUGGUACUGAUACAUCUCAUGUACACAGAAGGGGAAGUUCUAGUGAGUCUGUUGAUUUAGUCAGCGGAAGAGAAAGUCCGGAGAGUGUAGUAUACAACACUUCCUCUUUUGUAUCAGCUUCUAGUCCAUAUGGCUAUGCUUCCCCAGACGGUUAUUUUGACUUUCCUUCGCUACCGGUCACAGAUUUGUUUGGGAGAAAUAGUUUAGAUAAGAUAGAGGUUUCUACUCCAGACGAGGAUGCUUCAUUGCAAAAUGACUUAAGAUCUGAGGAUGAGAGAAUGCACAAUUUCCGAAUUAAUAAGAAUGCUGAUUUAGUUAGAGAACAAAAGAGGUCCACUUCAGAGAUCGAAGUGAUGCAUUCAGAUUCUGUUGGACCAUCGUCUCAGUCAGGUCGCAAUACAGAGAUAGAUGAUGGUUUGAGAAUAUCAGAUGUUCCUGAAAUGGCAUCAAUAAAGGAAACUCCAUCUCGUGUUGGGAAUGCAACAGAGGAUCGAGUGUCUGAAUGGCUUUGGACAUUGCAUCGAAUAGUUGUUGAUGUGGUAAGGACGGAUAGCCACCUUGAGUUCUACGAGGAUCCAGGAAAUCUAGGAAGAAUGUCGGAUAUCCUUGCGGUUUAUGCUUGGGUCGAUCCUGCAACUGGUUAUUGCCAAGGCAUGAGUGAUUUAGUCUCUCCUUUUGUGGUUCUUUUUGAAGAUAACGCCGAUGCCUUUUGGUGCUUUGAAAUGCUCAUAAGAAGAACGCGUGCGAAUUUCCAGAUGGAGGGACCAACUGGGGUGAUGGAUCAAUUGCAGUCACUGUGGCAUAUAUUGCAACUCACAGAUAAAGAUAUAUUUUCUCACUUAUCGCGUAUUGGUGCUGAAAGUCUUCAUUUUGCCUUCCGGAUGCUUUUAGUUCUGUUCCGACGGGAAUUGUCUUUUAACGAAGCUCUCAGAAUGUGGGAGAUGAUGUGGGCAGCUGAUUAUGAUGAAUCUGUUUCUGAAACUUUGGAGAGUGGUUGCCUGGAGCCUUUGGUGAUUCAGCUUCCAAGAAAAUCUGAAGCUGAGGUGCGUGAAGAAACAAAUGAUGAUGGAAAUGGUAAUACUACAAAGAGGGAACCAACUUCAAAGAGCGGGCCAAUUUCAAAGAGCAGCGGUUUGUUGUCAAUGAGCGGUUUGCUGCCAAAGAGUGGUCCGUUGCCAAAGACUACUGGUCCAUUCCCUGAUGAGAGUGGGAUAAAGCCGGCAUCAUCCACUUAUCACUUCUGUGGUUUGACAAGAAGCUUUUGGUCGAGGAACGAUAGAACAACACAUGUCCCUUGCGUAGUUUCUUCUGUUAGGAAAGGAGAAGAUGCUCUUCCUGUCUUUUGUGUUGCGGCAAUUCUAAUCAUGAAUCGACAUAAGAUCAUAAAAGAAACUCACUCGAUCGAUGACAUGAUACAGAUUUUCAAUGAUAAGGUGCUUGUAUUUCGCGUGAGAAGAUGCAUACGCACAGCCAUGAAACUUCGUAGGAAAUACAUGUACAAGAGUCAGGUAAUCAAGACGAAGAGCCAGAAUCAUAACCAGGUUCAAAUCCAGCAUCAAACUCAUAUGGAGAGCCAGAGACAGGAGGAGAUUCAAGGCCAUGGUGAGAACCAGAGCCAAGCACCAAGUUUACGUCAUAGUCCUGCUUCUCAGAAUGGUGACUAG
Arabis nemorensis is the source of this 2223-nucleotide messenger RNA. Lineage: Eukaryota; Viridiplantae; Streptophyta; Magnoliopsida; Brassicales; Brassicaceae. The record is from the annotation of a GenBank genome assembly.